AUGGCGAAUGUCACUAUCCCCAUGAAUGCCUCUGCGAUGUUCGACCUCCCGCCCCUCCCGUCAUAUACCCUUUCACCGGUCCCGCCGGUCAUCUCGUUCAUCCCCGACUUCUACCUCUCCCUCAUCCUACCGAUUGCGGCAUACUGGAUCCUGUCGAUGAUCUUCCACUGUAUCGAUGUAUACGACAUCUGGCCACAGUAUCGUUUGCACACUCCUGCCGAGAUCCUGAAGAGAAAUCGCGUGUCCCGAUAUGAGGUAGCACGCGAUGUCGUUAUUCAACAGAUAAUCCAGACAAUUGUGGGUGCGAUACUAGGACUCAUGGAUCCGGAAGCAGUCGCUGGAAGAGAAGAAUAUGAUAUUGCGCGCUGGGCGACCAGACUGCGCCUUGCACAGCGAGCUCUGCCGAAGCUCCUGGCUCUGGUCGGUUUGAACGCCGCAGCAAUCUCGAAGAAUCUCUCUCUCGCUCACCCGAUGGUCGCCGGCGUGCUUGCAGGUGGAAAGUAUCCCUUGGCUGUGGGAUUGGAUGUCGCCAGUGGAGAGGCUAUCCCCGCCUUUGCGAGCUGGGAAAUAUUUGCUGCCAAGGCAAUGUAUUGGUAUAUUGUGCCUGCCGUGCAGUUUGGGUUUGCAGUCAUGUUUGUUGAUACAUGGCAAUAUUUCCUACACCGGGCUAUGCAUAUGCAGAGUUGGCUAUACACAACCUUCCACUCCCGCCACCAUCGACUAUAUGUGCCCUACGCCUUCGGCGCGCUCUACAAUCAUCCCUUCGAAGGAUUCCUCCUCGACACCCUUGGCGCCGGCAUAGCCUAUGCGCUUACGGGGAUGACAGCACGCCAGGGAAUGGUCUUUUUCACGGCCUCAACUAUCAAGACUGUAGAUGACCACUGCGGGUAUGCGCUACCCUGGGAUCCACUACAGCAUAUUACAAGCAAUAACGCUGGUUACCACGACAUCCAUCACCAGAGCUGGGGUAUCAAGACGAAUUUCUCACAACCCUUCUUCACAUUCUGGGACCGAUUCCUAGGCACAGUUUGGGUUGGAGAUACAUCUGCGAAAUACGAGAGAUCGAGAACGGCCGCGCAGGUCCAAGUCGAUGCUGAGAAGAAGACGACGAAAACAAAGUAA
Molecule: messenger RNA, 1122 nt
Organism: Venustampulla echinocandica
Lineage: Eukaryota; Fungi; Ascomycota; Leotiomycetes; Helotiales; Pleuroascaceae
Exons: 2
Coding region: 1-1122 (373 amino acids)
Biological process (GO): lipid biosynthetic process
Molecular function (GO): oxidoreductase activity; iron ion binding
Source: RefSeq, a predicted model, not a curated record